AAUAAAUGUUGAGCAAUGAGCAAGGUGAUAACAAAGCUCACGAGAGUGGAGUGUUGGGUUGCCAUGGUUACAGUGUUUCAUCAUUCCUGUGUACGAGAAGGAAGUCGCCUGUCAGAGAAACUCAACUCGUCCGCUAAAACUUCUUUUGUCAGUAUAACCAGGCUACCAUUAGGUGUGUUGAACUUGAUGCAGUACUGCGCAGACCGAUCGGAGUAUGACAUCACGAAUCUCUCUCGCGGUACUUUGAUGUCAUACGUCGAUCGAUCUGCGCAGCGCUGUAGGAAGUCGAACACACCUAGGCUGCUACAGUAUAAUGAAACGCUCAACUGGAGAAUGACGGCAGAUGCUACACCACCACCUGCAGGUGUCUGUUCGUCGGCUGAAAGUGACAAGGACAUCUACAUUACUCAGUUGAUACACCGACUUGAAACUCUGCACAUGUCUACAGUAAGCACACAACAGGUAUCUUUACAAGCCAGCAUUCCUAAUGCCCAGGAACCAACAACCUGUUGCAGCCAAACAAAAUCAUCUGAAGUGGUGAAGCAACUUAAUACAACCCAGUUAAGGAUGCUUUCGCAUAGAUGGCACAGCCUUGGUCUUCAGCCUCCAAUCCUCAAGAGCAAACAAGAACAAGUAUCUGACCAUCACAAAUCUGAAACCAGACCACCAGUGGAAAACAUACAGGUCACCCUUGUUGUGUCUUCAAGGGAUGACAGAACAGAUGAGACAAAGGGAAUGAGCGAUUCACAUUGUAGCAGUUCAGACACCUGCAACCGUGGACCUCUCGAUGGUAAUGUAAAUGAACAGUGCUCCUUAAAUAACUCCAACCGGAUGUCAGUUGAGUGUGAAGACAGUGACCUCUCCGACCUAGAAAAAGACAAUAUUCCCAUCUCAAAGUGGACAACUCCCGUCAAACUGGACCUAAGGCCAGACUCAUCUGAGAGACAUCUAGAAUUAACAGAGACUGGAGAAGAAGAGCAAGUUUACCCUGAGGUUCUCCCAGUUUUAUUAGAGACUCAGCAAAAGCUGCAUGUAAGCGACCCUUGUUUUACACCUAUGGUGGCACGCUUACUAGAGCUGGAGAAAUUUCAGGCUGCAACUAUACAAAGGGAGCAAGGAAAAGCAGUCAGGUCUCGCCCAACAACUGCCAUAAUACAAAAUGCCAAUCGUCCAAGACAGAUGGAAAGCCCAUCCAGUCGGGUGAGGACUAAAGGAAAUAAUUCAGUUUCAGCAGAUUUAACAAAACUCACCCUUUCGUCAUGCUCUCGUUCACGGUCUAGGCAGCGUACUUGUCCCUUAUCCAAAUCUGAAGUGCGGCAACCGUCUAUUUUACAUAAAAAAGCAAACUCCAGUGCAGUCAAAUUAAGAAAGACUGUAGCCUAUGCUCACAAUACUUCAAAUGCGUUACCAAAAUGCAAUAGUCCAAAUAGUUUCAAAUGCACAAACAAACAUAUGCCAAAGUUAAAUAAGACUAACAUUCCUACUGAAUCUGUGUGUGGGAAAACGUAAUGAAAUUAUUUGGAAUGUGCUUUUAAUUUUUUCAUUGAUGCAGUUUGUAAUAUUUUAUUUUAUGUAAUAUCAAGAAAGCACUUAAAUAUCAAGUUGGUUAAAAGUGAAGCAAAGAAAUCACUAUACACGCCAGACCAAACUUAAACCUGCACAUUAGCACCAAUGGCCAGCAUGUCUGAAGUAUGUGUAAACCACUAAACCACAGGUUUCGACUGUGAUACUUUUUGUGCAAAAGGACUUAUGCUAUAUGUAUGUUUUUGUCAAAUGAUUUUAAACAGACAAUUUCACAGUUUGUAUCAUCAAUUUAUUUAAAAGAAAAAGACAAUUUUGCAAGCCAUUAUUUAUUAUAUAUUUUGAUGUGAUUCUGCUAUACGAACAGUAUUGGCUGUCUUACUGAAUUUACAUUUCACACAAAAUAAACACAUUGUUAUGCUGUG
This is a messenger RNA of Misgurnus anguillicaudatus (oriental weatherfish), 1946 nucleotides long. The record is from RefSeq and is a predicted model, not a curated record. NCBI's taxonomy places the organism in Eukaryota, Metazoa, Chordata, Actinopteri, Cypriniformes, Cobitidae.